GGGUAUCCUGUAAGCAUCUAAAAAUGACUCAAGAUGGCUGCCUUCGGUUAUGUUUAGAGUUUUAUGACUACAUUUUCUGAAGCAAGUAUUAAUUGGAUGUUGACAAAAUGUCAGCCACACUACGGCCUUACUUAACAGCAGUCCGCCACACACUAACAGCAGCCAUGUGUCUCACCAACUUCUCAUCCCAAGUCGUAGAGAGACACAACAAGCCAGAAGUGGAAGUCAGGACUAGCAAAGAAUUACUACUUACACCAGUUGUUAUUAGUCGCAAUGAGAAAGAAAAGGUUUUGAUAGAGCCUUCUAUCAACUCGGUCAGAAUCAGUAUUUCUGUGAAGCAGUCUGAUGAAAUUGAGAAAAUCCUCUGUCAUAAAUUCAUGCGGUUUAUGAUGAUGCGAGCGGAAAACUAUGUUGUGUUGAGGCGCAAACCGGUUGAGGGUUAUGAUAUCAGUUUCUUAAUUACAAAUUUUCACACAGAACAAAUGUUCAAGCACAAAUUAGUGGACUUCAUUAUUUAUUUCAUGGAAGAAAUUGACAAAGAAAUCAGUGAGAUGAAGCUGGUAGCGAAUGCCCGUGCCAGAAUUUGUGCAGAGGAAUUCCUGAAAAGGUUCUAAGAAUGAGGCAGAAAUUCAACCCAUCAUUCCACUGUGCUUGGUACCGCGUCCCAUUUAUUGAGACGUAAAAAUUCUGCGUGUGUAUUUUGUUGCAAAAAAAAACAACAAACAACAAACAACCACACAACAAUAACUUAAUUAUGUUUGUAAAUAUUUAUACCAUUACAGCUGAUUGCAGUUGGUUAUUGUAUUAAGUAUCUAAAUGUAACUAUCACAUAUUAACAGUUUGCUUUGAAAUAUUAUGCUGAAAUCUAAUUAUGGUGUUGUGUGGACACCAACCUGUUUGAUGCUGUUCUUAAAAACACUUUGUAAAGUUGAUGCAAGAAAAGUCUUCUUUUGAUUCUUAAUAAGCCACAAAGUAAAAUGCCAAAAAUAAUGAUACUUUUAUAAUAUUUUUGUGCAACAUGUUUUUGAAUGUCCUGAUGUGGCACUGGAGACUGUCUCCCUUAGGUCCGUGUUUGAAGUAAUUGAAUAUGUAUUUGUUACUUGAGUGAACAUUCAGUUGUCCGUUUCACGUGACUCCACUAAUUUUUGACUGACAUUGGGCCCAACCGAACAGUAUGUAAACAUGUAAAUCCUGUCAUUUGAGAAGUAUUGUAUCAUGCGAUAGUUAUUGUUGGAUCGAUGUUGUUAGUUUGGCUGUCAGUAAGAAAAUAAUAGUCACUGGAAUCAUAACUUAAAUCAUAAUGUGGACUUAUGUAUCUAAAUGUAAUACAAACAGAUUGAAUACACAGAACAUAUGGCACAUGUUAUAAAAAUGUUGAAAUUGAAUAUUUCUUAGUAUUUAAUAUUAAUUACUGCAAUAAUAAACUAUAGUAUGGAUGAAACUGUUCAAUAUAUAAAAUAUUAAAAAUAGUUUUCAUACAUUUUUUAUUUACCUGAAUUCAUGGUUUUUGUUUUUUUCUUUAACUUCCUGAGACCCCGAAUUAUUUUUUUUACUUCAAAACUAAUUGAUUAGUACCUAUGCUAUAAUUAAUUAAUGAUACAUAUAGAACAUGUAAAUGGUUUUAUACCCUAGGUAUUCAGUACCUUAGGACUUAAAUACUAUAGAAAAUUCUGUGUUUACUAAAAUAAAUUAAUGGGUGUAUAUAGGCAUAUCAGUUUAAUUAGUUAUACACAAUUCACUGGAUUCGUAAACAUACGGCCCAUUGUGUAAUAAAUGUGUACACAACAUUUUGGUAUAAAUAAACACUCGGGACAUCAAAUUUUCAACUUUUUUACAAAAACAAAAAUGCAUCAUUUUUUUUUUAAUUGCAGAAUCAUUGUUUUAAACUAUGGUAAUCACAAUUAAUAACGUUAAUAAAAGGAUACCUAAAUAAGGUCAAAUAAAGUCAAAACUCAAAUUUUUUUCUUGUACUCAAUUGAGUACCAGAGGUCUGAAACACAUUGUGCUUAGCUCGGAGUCUUUAGGUAAAAUACGAUACCAAACAUAAGAGUGUUAUUUCACUAGUCACUAUAUUCAAAGAACAAGUACUAUUCUCCAGUAAUUACUUCUCCAUGAAAUGUAGAGAAACAGUUUUUGCCUUUAUGUAAACACAGGUACACCUCACAUCUCAUACACUGCACUCUAGUUUUCCCUUUGCAACCUUCUCUGCGACAUUUGUUUGGAUUUUUCAAGUCGACAAAUUGUGGCAUGUGCUGUCCACUUAGUCUGAAGUGAAGCGGAGGUAACUUACAUCUCUUCUUGUUGGCUGGUUUUUCAUACUCAGGAGCCUCUUCAUCUACCACAUCACCAUCAGCUGUUGAGUUCUGCUAAUUUCAUGCGAAAUUGCAAAAAUUUCAUGAUUUCUUGAGACUGUUUCUUUUGAAAAUAACAAUCAGACCGAUAUUGUAACCAAGCAUUUGUAACAGAUAAAUCAAAGAAAUGAAGAAGAACACGCAUAGUCCACUUAUUUGUUCGAGCCUUCAUUCUGUAGAAUGAAAUCAUUCUAUCGCUUAGGUAAACUCCCCCCAUGAAUUUACUAUAUGAUUUUAUCACUUGUGAAAUCACAGGAAGGAAAUUUAUUUUUCAUCAAAGUGCCUGUACCAUAAUUAUUUUUUGUAUGUAAGUAAAAAAGAAGAUUCUCUGUUGUAAAGUAUCGGUCAAAAUAAACACAUGUACCAGGAGGAACAGUCUCGCACAGUUUCACUACAGUAGACUCUGCAACAGUAAAUCUACCACUGCUGUCUUCAGUGAGCAGGGUGUAUUUACCUUGGUAAACAACAAAAUCAAGAACCAUUCCUUCUGGCGCAGCAAGCACAAAGUUCUUUAGACCAACUGGAUUGGGUUUUCCCACAACAUAUUGCUUCAUUGAAGUAUUACCUGUAAAUGGAAUCAUUUGCUCGUCUUUUGACAAAUGAGAAGAUCUCUGCAACAUCAAACAUCCUCUUCGCACAUCAUUUAGAAAGGGUCUAACCUUCCAAAGCUUGUCCAUUUCUUUGGAAUAAUCUGGGAUAUCUGUGUCUACUAAAACUUUCAAAAUGGAUCGCACUGCAAAAUAUUUGUCUCUGGUGAAAUUGUCAACAAUAAUGGGCACUUGUGUGUCUAAAGCCCAAUACAUUCUAAUCCAAGGAAACCCAAGAUUCGACAUAAGAAGAGUAGUUCCAAAAAACCUUAUAAUAUCUUGAGCUUUCAAAUUCAAACUUUUCUCUUUAGAUAUAACAGAUCUUAUGUUAGUACACCUUGCAAUGUAAGAAUACAUUGUCUCGUAUAUGUACUGCUGUAAAUACUGUCCAGGUGUCCAGUUGCCCCUUGGCCCUAAUUGCGAAGGAUAACUACAAUUUCUUAUGUCAAAAAUAGGGACAAAAUCAUCAUCAUUUUUUUCCAUUUGUGAACGCUUAACUGUCUACGAACAUUUCUUUGAGGAUUGGCACCAGAAGUUUGUUGCACAUUUACACUGUGUGAUUCUGCAGAUGAGCGUUGUUCACUUGCUUCCGAAACACUUACAGAGAGGGUAGACACUGAACUACAUGAUAGUAAACUGUUUCUGAGAAUUGGAGAUGUAGUAUCUAUUGUAACUUCCUCAUCUUCUGAAGUAGAAGAAUCCUUAUCUGUCUGACAUCGCUUCCACACACUAUUUUCAGGUGCGUUUUCAUCUUCAGAAUCUUCAAAUUCUGACAAUUUACCAUCUUCAAUUAUUUGUAAUAUUUCGUCUGCUGUCCAAUUGUUUUCCCCUGCAAACAACAUACCACUAAAGUCAUGUAAACUGAAGAAGUGCCAAAAUAUAUUUUAUUAUUUUUUAUUUAUUUAAAAUGGGCUUGUAAAAAUUAUCAAAACAAAACACAAUUAUAGUCUAGUAUAUUUUACAUUGUACUACCUAUUUUGAAACUAACUAAAAAUAAAAGAAGUUUGUAAGAACAUGCAAAAAUAAACUAUUAGUACUCAAUUGAGUACUAAAUAAUAAAUGAAUACACAGGCCUAUAGUACUCAAUUGAGUAUUAUGAUAUUUUGAGGUUAUGUUUUAUUCACAAACUGCACAGACCGAACAUACUCAAUUGAGUACAGAGAUAAGUAAAUUGACCAGAUGGAACAUAAACACAUCGUUUAGGUGAGGGGUUUAAAGUCCGGAGGGGAAAGGUGAGGGGGAAGGUCUGCCAUAUUGCUUAGUGAAUAACCAUGGAGUGGAAGUCUGGAAUCAAAUAUGAAGCUCCAAGAGACGAUGUUGAAAGACAAGAAUAGAGCUAGUGGUAGCAAAAACGUGAAUGUUUACAUUGUUUUGAAUGGCACCAUUUUAAUUUUUCGCUGAAUACACGUGAUGGUGAAAGCUUGUGCAACUUUUGGUUGCACUAAUAGAUUCGGCAGUUGUGGUGGAUUAACUUUCCACAGGUAAGAAACUGUUAUUUUCUUUUUGUAAAUGUAUAAUGUGCGUUCAUACAGCGAGAGCUAAAUUUGGCUUUUCAAUUUUCCUAACCUAAUUUGAAGUGCUGGUGGACGACGUAAAUAGUAUUGUAAAUAGUAAAUGUAUAUGUAAGAUAUUAUAUUCAUGAAUGUAAAUUUAAUGUGCUUUGAACGGCCGUUACCUACUUCAAAUAUGGCGAGUAAAUGGAGCACACACGUACAAUGCAAGGCAGAUGCACCUAAACUUAAUAUUUUAAAUAAAUUUUAUUCUGUUGACUACAAGCUUGUUAUUGUUUUGUCUACCAAUUGAUAAUGUAGUAAAAGUUCCAUAAUCAAGUAUCCAAGUUAAUAUCUUGGUCCUGAUGGCAUGAUCCUGUAAUAUCUAACUGCAAUAUCUCGGAAACCAGUAGAAAUUUAGAAACCCCGUUUUCAGGGUAAGUAGAGGAACAUCAUUAGUGUUUAAAAAAUGUAUUAUCAGAAUUUUAUUAUUUUAUUUACGGAAAAGCCACGACCCAACAAUUUACCCUUUGUUUAUUGUCACUUGUCAAGUGUUUAUAUAUAAUCAAAUAGGUAACUUAUAUUGUGAAAUAUAACUUUGCUGACGAGUCCUAUACUACUUGUACCAUAUUUGUGUAAAAGUGUAGUCUCCUGGAAAACAAAGAAUUGAAUUGAAUUCAGUGGCUUCAUAAAUUAAACAUUUGGACUAGGUAAGUUGAUUAGCAAAAAAAUGUGUGCAUGAAGAAUGUUAAUUAUGCAUAAAAUCACGUUAGCCUACCCUAGGCACUUUCAACUGUUGAUUUAAAUUAAAUUUUAAGGAAUAUUAAAAAAGCCUGUUUUUUUAUUCACAAUGCACGAAUCUUGAGAAGUAUCUACAUGUAAACAGCAACACACACUGUGACUAGCUCUACACUUUCGCAACCUUUGUACAAUUUUCUCAUUAACUGUUUUUUAAAAAAUAUUUUAUUCGACUACAGUUUGCAGCAUAGCAUUUUGUGUAAUCCAAAAACUUGUUUGAAUUGAACAUUCUUUAAUUGUAAUCUAAAGUAUAGUGUCAAUUUCAUAACACUUUGCAUCAGUCGUCGCAGUACACAGGGAGUCUACCAGAUGUAGUAAAUUAAAUUCUCUGGUUUUUCCAGGUUUUCUUUAACACAAUUACAACAUUCCAAGAAACUGAAAAAACUGUAUAAUAUUACAUUGACGGGUUUCAAAGUAUUUCAACUUACUUAAAUUAGUAAAAAAAAUACCUUCUUCCAGAUGUGGCCAAAGUGACUCAAUUGAUGGCAAAUAAAACAUGCUGCUACAAAUAUUUCACACACUUCCUUUUGCAAAAAUCAUUAGUAAAAGGAAGCUCCCAUCAAUUUCUCAGUGACUCAACUUUUGCGUCUAUUGCACUUCAGAACGAGCCAAAUCCAAUAUUCGAGCCUUCUUCAACUGCAAUGCCUUGAUCUCCUCUUCAACUCUUCUUUUUUCUGCCUUCUUCUUGUCUGUAGCUUCCUUUUCUUUUUGUUUUCUUUGCAGGGCUUCCUUACGCCUACAACUAGCAUUUCUUACAUACUGUUACAUGGACUUGGUGAUAUCAACAUACUCUACACCUCCAGAACGUUGAACAAAGUCAUACAUCUGUCUUUGUGCGAUCAGUAUUUCUUCCUGCAAGUUUUCAGUCAGCAGAUUAGAAUUCACGAGAAAAAGACGAGAACAGUGCUGCAGAAUCUUGCGAGGAACAUACCAACUGAUAUGAUCACUCAAUGUUAUCAGCUUCUUGUCCUAAUAGCCACCUGAUUUGAAGACAACAUUCUAAACUGUACUUCACACGUUGUUUCCUCACACCCGAAUUUAAAGCCACAGACGGACAUAAGCAGGAAAUUCCCUUGGUAAGAUUGUACUUCAGGGGACUUUUGUCUUGAAUUUUUUUUACCAUAACCUUUAGAAAAGUCCUAUCAUUUUUCUGUAACAGGACAGACUUUUCUGGUACUUUCUCUUUCUUGAUGGCAUGGCGUACUGCAUAACCCAACUUGAUAUUUUUAGCAGUUAAUAGAGUUUCCUGGUUAUCUACAUCCAAUCGAGAUACAUUGCAUUUCUCCCUAAAGCUCUUCAGUACCUCUGGUUUCAAAAACUUUCCUGCCAAAGCUAAUAAAAUGUCUACCAGUGAAUUAUAGAGAAAAGGUGCCACGGGUGCUUCACUUUGGAACAUUGUGAGAAACAAUUCCAGCUCUGAUGCCAAAAAGUGGAAGAAUGUCAAUUUUACUUCUAGAAGAUUAUCUUCAAGAGCACUUUUCACUACACUGAAAGAGAGAGAUGAAAUAGAAACUUCACUAACAAAUUUCUUUAGGUGGGGUAACGUUUUCAUGGCACGCUCAGCAACUACAGUAUUUUCUAACCAUCUGAUUGCACAAAAUUUCUUGGGAAAAAGCUCUGAUCCAGUUAUUCUAAUGUAAUCUGCCCUCCUUGCAGGUACGUGCUUAAACAAAUAGUAACUGUGCCUCAAAAAACUAACAACGUCCCAUUGUGUAGCAGAAAUUCCAGUUUUGAAAGCACCAUGGACCAUAUAAAGCCCACAGCUACCAAUUUGUAGCAACGAUGGCGAAUCUUCACCAAAAGUGUCUGUGAUAUGUAUUUUCAAAGCUAAUAAAAAUGUCCAGUUUACGUUGAGGGCAUCCAUAGAUACUUAAAAUUAAAUGCACCUGUCUGUAUAAUCUGAACGUGGGAAGCACAUGCUGCAGCACGUCAUGUCAGCAGGAUAACAGAUCAGCUUGAACCAGUGAUUUUUUGCCACUUCCGAAUCCGAUGAUAAAUAAAAGAACGAAUCCGAUGAUAAAUAAAAGAAAAUGGACGUGGGAACUGUUCGUUAUUUGCCAUUCAAAAAUAAAAAUGGGAGGGGAUUCACAUGAUGCUACGUCAAUGCAAGCGGAUCAAUAAACAAAAAACAUAUUGCCAACUACAACCUACCAAACAAAAAUUCCCUGAUUAUUCCCUGAUUACAAUAUUCCCUGAUAUUUCCAGGUUUUCCAAGUUUUCCAGGGUCGGUAGACUUCCUGAGUACAUCAAUAAUAAUAUUCACAGUAAAAAACAAUAUCAAGACAAUGUUAAAAACCAAGUAUUAUAGUUGCUCAUUGUAUUAAACAAACAUGCAGAACCGUAAAUACUUGAAUGUGGUAUUGGCAGUUCGUACACUCAUAGUCUGUAAUUAAAUUGUUCCUAAUUAAGCACUUAUAAUACAGUUUAAAUGUGAAAGCUAUGCUAGCCCUCCUGCAUGGUUCUUUAUUACUAAUAAUAUAAAAAGAAUAGUUUCAAAUUUAAAUUUUUUGCACACACAUUUCCUAAAGCGUCAUACAAAUUACAUUGCUCUUGGCUAUUCUUUUGCCACCCGCGAUAUGGCGGUACAUGUAAACAAACGUUGUGCGCAUGCACAGUCCGAAGAUUUUAUUUCGGAUACAGGCUUCAUUGAUUACCCUUGAAAAGUACACCUGCUUCCACUCCAUAGACUAUUACCUCCAUGUGAAUAACAUAGUUGAUUUUGCCUUUUGAUUACAUUGCGAGUAGUUGAAAGUUUAUUAAUUUAUGUAUCGUUAAUUUGGUUUUUGAGUGUUGUAGGUGAAUCUGUUGUAAGUUCUCAAAAGUUUGGUUGUUUUAGAAGUAGAAUGUGUGAUUUUGAACCAGUGUGACAGUCUAUAAAGCAUGAUAUAUUAGUAUAUUAUGGCAUCGUGUGUUGCGUAUGGUUGUGUAAAAAGAAGUUCUAGGAAAACUGAGAGCCAGUUACUGAAGGAAAAGCAUAAGAAGAUAACCUUUCACAGGUAAAAUGUGUUUGAUUAUUUUAGUGAAUUACUAUUUUUAUCGGCUCUAUUAGUUGCUAUCUAUAUGAUAGUUAAGAUGCAAUAGACAAUGUCGCAAUUCUGUAGGACCAAAUGUAAUCAGAUGGUAUUGAAAAGGCAGUGUUACGCAUUAAAUGUUAAUAACUGUUGGAUGGAUUAAUUGUUAAAGAACGAGAUAUUAGUGUGGACGAUGGCUAUUCUGAAUUGUUGGCUGGGGAGGAGGAUUCAAGGUUGAAGGCAUAGUUUGAAUUUAUGGAUACAUAAACAAAUAGAAAGCAUUCAGUUACCUUUCUUUGUUUAAACUACAACUGGGUUAGGUAGGUAAUGAUGGAACUGAUUGUUGAUGUUGAAGGGGUAAUUAUCACGACUAGUCCCUCUUCCUUUUAAAAUAAAAUUAAAAAAUUUAAAAAAAAUCGGCAAUACUUUUAUUUUCUGCGACAAAAUUUCCUCUAUUUACAAAUUUUGUUGAGACAAGAAAUUCCAACUCGUUUAGGAGAUAUCACUGUUUAUGAAUAAUUAUUAACAUACCUGUACAUUGGUGCGGACGCCGCAAUUUAUUUUUCCCGUGUGUCCGUGUAUGUUUGUUUAGAUCAACUCAUGAUAACUAAUGGUCGAUUAGGUUAGGUUGGCUACAUUAUAAAUACCUAAUUUACAAAAUUGUGGAUGGUUGGUUAUGUUAGGUUAGUAUAGCUACAUUAAAACUACUGUCAAAUAAUUUUAAUGGUUGUUUAGGAAUUUCUAAUUUAAUAUGUAGCUAUCCUGACCUUAUAGACCAUUCACACAAUCUCCCAAUUUUUUUUUAAAGUAGCUAUACUAACCUAAUUUAUGGUCCAAAAUCAUUAUUUUAAUGGUUUUAGAAGUAUAACAACACGUGUGUUUGUUUGUUGUUUAAAACAGCUGUUCAUGUAAACAAUUUCUCAGCUACAUAGGCGCCAUAUUGCUUAGUGAAUGCCAGCUUCAAGAAGGAUCGGUUAUGUUCCAUCUGGUCCAUUUACCAAACGCCCGAUCGUGCAUCUUCGGUUUUUUUUUUUUUGUUCAUUGUAAAUAAAAAUACAACUCAUGAUAACUAAUGGUCAAUUAGGUUAGGUUAGCUACAUUAUAAAUACUUUAAGACAUUGGCUGUAUCCGAAUACAUAGGGAUGCGUCCUUAGCACACACAUCCCUACAUCCCUUAGCAAAUGCAGCCACAAUGUAGAGGACGCAUUUCUAAUGGAUGGAUAGUAUCCGAAUACUUUUACUGCUAGCACCACCUGUUGACUGUCAGUCGUACUAAUGUUCACGCAGCCAUUUUGUGUAGGGAUAUCUACGAAUAUUCAGCAAAACGUAAAUAAUAAAUACCUACCAAUUAAAAAAUAAUGUAACGUGUAUGUUAUACAUGUUAGCGAUCCAAAUAAAAUACAUUUUAUAAAUUGUAAACUUUAAAAAUACUUAUGAGUUUUGAAUUAUCCUUUAAGUUUAAAUUCGUAUUUUGAUUAUAUUUAUUAACGUCUUUGCCUCUGUUUAAGUUAUCACUUUCGCUUAUAAUGUUUUAAACAAAUCUUAUGCUGAAAAUCUGAAGUAAUAUUAUACACAAACAAAAUAAAAGCCGAUUCCGAAGCUAAUGGAUGUAGGGACGCGUUAGUGGAUGCGAGUGUCGCAUCCCUAGAAAUCUCGAAUUAGUGGAUGCGUGAAGGGAUGCAUCGGCAUCCCUUGUGAUGAUUCGGAUUCAACACAAAGAUGGCCGCGUCCACUACGAUGCACUUUUAGUGGAUCCCUUAGCUAAGGGAUCCAUUAGGCCAGUAUUCGGAUGCAGCCAUUGUGGACGGUUGAUUUGGUUAGGAUAGCUACAUUAAAGAUACCGUUACUGUGAAAUCAUGUAAACGGUUUCCUAGUCCUGGAUAGCUACAUAUUAAAAAGUUAUUUGCUAAGCAACCAUAAAAUGAUUUUACAGUAUUUUAAUGUAGCUAUACUUACCUAAUAUAACCAAUCUUCCACAAUAUUUUAAAGUAUUUAUAAUGUAGCUAACCUAUCUUAAUCGACUGCAAAAUUUAAUGCCACACCGGUUUAUACAUGAGAUAGAACGGAAAAAAAAAAAGUGAGCAUGAACUUCGGGUUUGGCUCUCUCGUCUGUGAAAAGGCUUGCCAAUGUGAGUAUUUGGGUCUGUGCAAUAUAGAAUGUACAUCAUAGGCUUCCCACAUACAAAGACCCCCACUGUGACCAACCUAGAGACUUGAAAUAUUUUGAGAACAAAAUUGAAAUAUUGUAGGAAGUAAUUCCAUAGAGAUAUAUGUAAGUAAAUUAAAGAUCAAAAUAAAAGGUACUCAUUUGAGUACCAUGGAACCAUGUGGGUCUCAGGAGGUUAAGUUAUGAUCAUUUUUUAAUUACUUUGUUAAAGAAAAUAUUGAUUUUUCAUUAUUUUGUCUAAUGUGUGUUCCACUUUCUAUUAAAGUUGUGGUGGAAGGAUACGUGGUUGUGCUCUACUUUCCUACAUAACUGUCAAAAUUAUGUGAUGUUACGUGAGACAGACUUUUAAGUGCUACAAACAAUAGUUAUUGGUGCUAGUGAAGAAAUUCAAAUGAUCAAUGGUAAGCUUAUUUUGUAAAGUAUCAGAGUGUAAUUAAUAUCUAAUAAUUAUUUGAGUUUAAGUAUUUUUAAUAUGAAAUACACUUUUUUAUUCUGUUCAUUAUGAUAGGUAGACUUUCUACUUUUGGAGAGAGGUUCGGCCACAAUUUUUACCUUGAGUAUAUGAUGUGUGCUGGUUAAAGAACACUCUUCAUUUUGUUUUUAUAAAUUUGUGUCUGUUGCAUUUAUUAAUAUUUUUAUAGGUUGAAGUAAAGUUUUUGAUGACAUUUAACAUGUUUGAAGUGUUCAGUGCUGAAAUGUAUGUGAUGUUAAGCAUUGAUUAAAAUUAUUCAUUUUUAUGAAAAUUUAUAAUGUCAUAAACAUUGUAUGACAUUAUUACCUGCCAGUUUGUAUGAAAUGGUGCUAAUUUUGUUUGGUAAGUCAGAAAUACUACUACUAUGUAUAAUGUAAAUGUAUAAAUAAUUUUUUUGAUUAUACCAUUAUGUAUUGUGUUCGAUUAGCGUUAAUUUUAUUACAUCAAUUUGAUAAGUGAGUGUUAAAUGUAAACCUUCCAGGUCUGGUGAUAGUUUGGCAAGUCUGUAUUAUCAUAUGUACUUUGAACUGCAAAGUAGUAAUAUUUUUCUCCUCUGAAAUUAAAUUAAACAAGAAUGGAUUUGGUUUUAGAAUAAAACAUGUAAACUGUGUCAAGUACUAAUUAAAGUUACUUCUCUAA
Molecule: messenger RNA, 11515 nt
Organism: Bacillus rossius redtenbacheri
Lineage: Eukaryota; Metazoa; Arthropoda; Insecta; Phasmatodea; Bacillidae
Gene: Arpc4
Product: actin-related protein 2/3 complex subunit 4
Exons: 5
Coding region: 108-614 (168 amino acids)
Biological process (GO): Arp2/3 complex-mediated actin nucleation; actin filament polymerization
Cellular component (GO): Arp2/3 protein complex; actin cytoskeleton
Molecular function (GO): actin filament binding
Source: RefSeq, a predicted model, not a curated record